AUGGUGGAGCCCGUUUCGGCCACCGUUCUUGCAACAGGUCUCGCAGCAGACUUCUUCGCCGGAUGGUUGGCAAAGAAGGCUUUCUUCCAAGGCUGCCGAACGGUGAAGGACACCUUGGACUGCUGCCUUGAGAAGGAUCUGGUAAAGACAACCCAACGCGCUCUCGGAUUGCUUGCAGGAGAACUUCGACAAGGAUCGCUCGGGAUGUUUGAGGCCGGAAGAGAUCCAGGCUGGUCUGCGCAAGCUCCGCCAAGACCUUCCAAAGUUGACGGAUGCUGGACAACGGUCCUCGAUGACCUCAUCAUGGGCCUCAUGCUCUACGCCGAGACAGCUUGUGCCAGUCUCCAGAAGAACGGCCCAGCCACCGAGAAGCGCCUCAGGAGCUUCGUGCCGCGCUAUGCCAGCCUGGACAAGAAGCGGGCACAGAUUGAGCUGAUCGUGUGUUCGUUCAUCCGAUCGGCGCAGCACAAGACGCUUCUGGAAAAGAUCGAAAGCAAGACGGCUGAGUAUGCAGAGGACAUCCUCUGGGACACCAUUGAGGAGCCGCUGAAGGAAGCCGUGGGUGCCAUCGUGCAAGAUGUGAUGGGAUCCGCAGUUCCAGAUGCUCUGAGCCUCUUCAUCCAUUUCUUGGAAGUCGUUUAG
Messenger RNA from Symbiodinium necroappetens, 642 nucleotides. Lineage: Eukaryota; Dinophyceae; Suessiales; Symbiodiniaceae. The record is from the annotation of a GenBank genome assembly.